Funneliformis geosporum is the source of this 2550-nucleotide messenger RNA. The record is from the annotation of a GenBank genome assembly. NCBI's taxonomy places the organism in Eukaryota, Fungi, Glomeromycota, Glomeromycetes, Glomerales, Glomeraceae.
AUGCCAUUUUAUCGACUCAAAGACCUUAUAAAAGCAAUUCGUGCCUGCAAAACUGCCGCCGACGAAAGGGCGGUCAUCCAGAAGGAGUCAGCGGCUAUUCGUACUAGUUUCAGAGAAGAAAAUAAUGAUGCACGACAUUCCAAUGUGGCUAAAUUGUUAUAUAUUCACAUGCUAGGUUAUCCAGCACACUUUGGUCAAAUCGAAUGCUUAAAAUUAGUAGCAUCAAACAGAUUCGCUGAUAAGAGAUUAGGAUACCUGGGGAUUAUGCUUUUAUUAGAUGAAAAUCAAGAGGUGUUAACCUUAGUAACGAAUUCUUUGAAAAAUGAUAUGAAUCAUUCUAAUAUGUACAUUGUAGGUUUAGCUUUAUGUACUCUGGGUAAUAUAUCUUCUCCUGAAAUGGCACGUGAUUUAUGUGCAGAAGUUGAAAAAUUGUUAGGGAGCUCCAAUACUUAUAUUAGAAAGAAGGCUGCAUUGUGCGCUAUGCGUAUAAUUCGUAAAGUUCCUGAACUUCAAGAAAAUUUCUUGCCAAAGGCAAAAGCUUUGUUGAGCGACAGAAAUCAUGGAGUCUUGCUUACAGCGACCACUCUUAUUACUGAAAUGUGUCAUAGAAAUUCGGAUACUUUAAUUACAUUUCGAAAGGCUGUUCCACUACUAGUUCGUCACUUGAAAAGUUUGGUCUCUGCUGGAUUUUCUCCGGAACAUGAUGUAACUGGUGUGACAGAUCCAUUUUUACAGGUUAAAAUAUUAAGACUAAUGAGAAUUUUGGGUAAAGGUGAUGCUGAAGCAAGCGAGGCGAUGAAUGAUAUUCUGGCUCAAGUGGCCACAAACACAGAAUCAUCUAAAAAUGUUGGAAAUUCAAUUUUGUAUGAGACUGUAUUAACAAUUAUGGAUAUUCAAUCGGAAAGUGGUCUUCGAGUGUUAGCUAUAAAUAUUUUGGGCAAAUUUCUGACGAAUAGAGACAAUAAUAUUAGAUAUGUUGCACUCACAACGCUUAAUAAGACAGUAUCAAUAGAUACAAAUGCUGUUCAACGUCAUAGGAAUAUUAUACUUGAUUGUUUGCGGGAUGGUGAUAUUUCAAUAAGGCGUCGAGCAUUGGAACUUUCGUUUGCAUUAAUUAAUGAGACUAAUGUUAGAGUAUUAACGCGAGAAUUACUCGCGUUUUUGGAGGUCGCCGAUAAUGAAUUCAAACAAGGAAUGACAACAAAGAUUUGUUUGGCUGCUGAUAGGUUCGCGCCCAAUAAACGAUGGCAUAUCGACACUGUAUUGAGAGUCUUGAAGCUGGCAGGCAACUACGUACGCGAAGAAAUAUUAUCGAAUUUCAUCCGACUUAUUGCCCAAACAACAGAAUUGAAUGCUUAUACUGUGCAAAAAUUAUAUGCUGCGUUAAAAGCGGAUAUUUCUCAGGAAUCCUUAACAUUAGCCGGUGUUUGGGUAAUCGGUGAAUAUGGUGAUAUAUUGAUAAAAGGAGGAUGUUUUGAAGAAGAAGAAUUAGUAAAGGAGGUUACUGAACCAGAUGUUAUUGAUCUUUUUGAAUCUAUUUUGGCUGGACCGUACGCUAAUCAGAUCACUCGUGAAUAUGUUCUCACUGCUCUUAUGAAAUUAACUUCACGUUUAAAAUCCGUGUCAGUUAUACAAAGAAUUCAAUCUAUUCUUGAGGGAUAUAAUACUAGCAUUGAAGUGGAAAUUCAGCAACGUGCUAUAGAAUAUACCAAUUUGUUUAAAUUUGGAGAUAUCCGCUCAGCUGUCUUGGAAAGGAUGCCCAUACCGGAAAUUAAAGAAGAAACAUCUCGCCCAACGAUAAUGCUGGUGGUUUCAAGAAUAAUGGGGGGGCAAUCACUCUUGGACCUUGAUGGUGAUGGUAUCGUCACUGAAGUUAAGUCAUCCGAAACUUCUCAGAAUACCGUAGAUAUUUUAGCAGAUAUUUUUGGUGGUGGCUCGUCAGCUAACACAACAACGGCUCAAUCAAAUCCAAAGAAUGAUAUUAUGAGUCUUUUUAAUGCUGGCACAACCCUUACAUCUAAUUUAAUACAAGAUACAACAGCUUCAAAUCCUUUGGAUAAUUUGAUUUCAACAACCUCACCACCUACAUCAAGUUCAGCAAAUGAUAUUAUGAAUAUUUUCGGUUCGACUAAACUAAUUGCCCCAGCUCAAAACAUACAAUCAGGAAAUCCUUUAAAUAACUUGGCUACCUCUUCUACUUCUAGCUCAAUAGAGGCAAAUGCAUCGGAAUUCACAGCGUAUAAUAAGAAUGGUCUCAAAAUCAACCUUUCGCCUUUCAAAGAUCAAAGUAACCCUAAUAUUCUUAACGUUAACGUUACCUUCCACAACGUUGGUGUUGGAUCAGCCGUACAGAACCUAUUAUUUCAAGCUGCCACACAAAGAUUACAAAUGCAACCACCGUCUUCGACAACCAUCGAACCUGGUGCCGUUGUAACACAAACAAUCCGUGUGAAUGUUCGUUUAAGACUAAGAAUUGUAUAUGAAACUUCAGCAGGAGACAAAGCAGAUGAAAUUGCCGAAUUUAGUGGAUUCCCUCAAGACCUUUGGUAA